UCCUUGUCCUUUGAGUCUGAGUUUAAAUCCUCAAAGUGAAAAGCCAACUCCAUGCAUGGCCCAACUCAACCAAACCUCCACUUUUUACAUAUUUUAACUAACUCAACCUUAGGAAACUAUUCACUUUCAUUUCUUGGAGAUUGGGAUACUUUUAAAGUGUUGCUGUACAUAAAAGAAUGAGAGUGGGGAGGAAUUUUCUGAUGCAGACAAGAUUUAGAGUUUGUUUUUUCUAAUCUUUUUCACCUCCUUGUUUCUGGGCUCUUCUUGAAUUUUAAUCUUUUUUGGGGGGUUUUCUUGAUUCAUUCUCAUCUGGGUUCAUGAGAGUUUUAAGGGUGAGCAUGGAUUGAUUGGUUGGUUGAUGAAAUUCUGUGUUAUUCAGUAUUUUUUGUUGUUUCAGAGCCAAAACUGCAAAUGGUGGGCUUAAAGCAGUUGCUAAACCAAGAAGAUAAUGAAAGGCUUGAUGCUACAGUCUUAUCAAACAAAGAUACCUACAGUGGCGAGUUUAAAGGAGUGCUUCCUCAUGGAAAAGGAAAAUAUACAUGGACUGAUGGAACAGUCUACCAGGGUGAUUGGGAAGAGGGUAAAAUGACCGGAAAAGGGCGGAUAAUCUGGCCAUCGGGAGCAAACUAUGAAGGCGAUUUCUGUGGUGGCUACCUUCAUGGAUUUGGCACCUUAAUCGGGCCUGACAGAUCUCAAUAUAGAGGAGCUUGGAGGAUGAAUAUACAGCAUGGGCUAGGAAGGAAAGAGUAUAGUAAUUCAGAUAUUUAUGAAGGUUCGUGGAAGGAGGGAGUGCAUGAAGGUAGUGGUAAGUAUUCUUGGAAUAGUGGACACACGUACAUAGGGAAUUGGAAAGGUGGAAAAAUGAACGAGCGAGGAGUCAUGAAAUGGGAAAAUGGUGAUCUUUUCGAUGGCUAUUGGUUAAAUAAUUUAAGAAAUGGUUCUGGAGUUUAUAUGUUUGCAGAUGGGGGAUGUUACUUUGGGACCUGGAGUCGGGGUUUAAAGGAUGGUAAAGGAACCUUCUAUCCUGCCGGAACUAAGCUUCCGUCUUUAAGGCGGUGGUGUACUUCUCUAGGUCACGAUGAGAGUGGAAGAAGUUCAUUGUCUCACAGCUCAUCGCUAAAUUCAGUGCAGGAAGAGGUUCCAAAACCAAGUGUCAUGCGCAGUUUUUCUGAGAAAAUCUCAGUUGGCGGAAUGUUCAAAACUUCAGGUCAACCGAAAUGCGGAACAAACUCAUUAGAUGAGAAUUGUGCUCCUUGUGGCUCUUCAGGUCGAAUGAACCGCAGAACCUAUUCAUUAAAUGACAAAUUGGCUCCUUCUGAGUCUUCCAGAGAAUUAAUAAGUAAUGAGUCAUCACACAUGUUUUCCGAGGCCUCAGACGUUGCUCAAAAAGAGUUGCAGGGUAAAAGUACUGUAAUUUAUGAAAGAGAAUACAUGCAAGGAGUGUUGGUCAAAGAGAGAAUUAAAACUGUAGAAAAAUCAAGUAAAAGUAAACAAAAAAGUAAAUUUCAAGUCAAAGUUAAAAAGAAUUCAUGCGUGGACUUUUUUGAGGGCCAUCAGAGCUAUUAUCUGAUGCUCAAUUUGCAGCUUGGUAUCAGAUAUACUGUUGGCAAGAUCACACCAGUGCCUAGGCGUGAAGUUCGAACCUCUGAUUUUGGAGAUCGGGCUAGAAUAAGCAUGUAUUUCCCCAGAAAGGGUUCCCAGUUUACACCUCCGCACUAUUCUAUUGACUUCUACUGGAAAGACUAUUGCCCUAUGGUCUUCAGGAAUCUGAGGGAGAUGUUUAAAUUAGAUGCAGCUGAAUAUAUGAUGUCCAUUUGUGGUGAUGAUGGUCUAAGGGAGCUUUCUUCUCCAGGGAAAAGUGGCAGUAUCUUCUAUCUUUCUCAUGAUGAUAGAUUUGUGAUUAAAACAUUAAAGAAAUCUGAACUCAAGUUCUUUCUCAGGAUGCUGCCCAACUAUUAUGAUCAUGUAGGAAGGCAUGAAAAUACUCUAAUAACAAAGUUUUUUGGCGUCCACCGAAUAAAAUUAAGAGGUGGAAGAAAGGUACGCUUUGUGGUCAUGGGAAAUAUGUUUUGCACGGAAUUGAAAAUACAUAGAUGCUAUGAUCUGAAGGGGUCAACUCAUGGAAGAUUUACAGAUGCUGAUAAAAUUCAAGCGAAUACCACCUUAAAAGAUCUCGAUCUUACAUAUGAAUUUCAGAUGGAUAAAUUGUUGCGGGAGUCCCUCUUCAGACAACUUUCUGAAGAUUGUUUGUUCCUACAAUCUCAACAUAUUAUCGAUUACAGUCUUCUAUUGGGAUUACAUUUUAGAGCGCCUGAGCAGUUGAAGGCUAUACUAGAAUCUACUGGUGCAUUGCCGAAUCCAGAGAAUUUACCUUCCGGAGAAGGUAUAACUUCGCAAGGGGAGCCCUUCAUUCCGACAGGGUUGCUCCUAGUUACGCAUGAACCCAACUCUGUCAACACAGCACCUGGUCCUCACAUAAGGGGGAAUACGCUGAGAGCAUAUUCUGUCGGUGCGAAGGAAGUUGAUCUCUUACUGCCCGGCACAGGAAGAUUGCGAGUGCAGUUAGGAGUAAAUAUGCCAGCUCAAGCUAGCCGUAAACUCCGACAGGAGGUUGAUUCCAUGGAGGUUGAACUUUUUGAGGUCUACGACGUGGUCCUCUACAUGGGCAUAAUUGAUAUAUUGCAAGAGUACAAUGUAACAAAGAAAGUUGAGAAUAAAUAUAAGUCAUUGAAGUUUGACCCUUUAUCUAUUUCUGCCGUUGAGCCGAAGUUGUACGCCGACCGGUUCCUCAAGUUCUUGCAGCAGAAAGUUUUCCCUGAGAAACUAUGAAAAGAUGAAAAGGUUUACAUUUUUAUUAUUGUUAUUUAGGUAAGUAUUUCCCUUUUUUUUAUUCUUCUUACAAUUGAAAGAUCUUCAAUUAUGUAUUUUUUUUAUGCCUGCUCUCAAUACAAAAUUCUUUUACAAAUAUAUUUUGUAUAGAAAGAUCAAGCAUAUUAAGUUUAUGCAGAAAUUCUAAUGAAAAUAUUGUUCGAAA
Mercurialis annua (annual mercury) is the source of this 3034-nucleotide messenger RNA. Its product is annotated as phosphatidylinositol 4-phosphate 5-kinase 7. Bases 412 to 2829 code for a protein of 805 amino acids. Gene Ontology annotation, molecular function: 1-phosphatidylinositol-4-phosphate 5-kinase activity; ATP binding. The transcript is spliced from 10 exons. Gene Ontology annotation, biological process: phosphatidylinositol metabolic process. Lineage: Eukaryota; Viridiplantae; Streptophyta; Magnoliopsida; Malpighiales; Euphorbiaceae. The record is from RefSeq and is a predicted model, not a curated record.